GGUUGUGUAUGGAAAGAGCAGGAAACGUGCCCGGCGACUCUCACACACAUUAUCUCUCUUUCUCUCAUGAUCACACACACACACACACACACACACACACACACACACACACACACACAGGCGCACAGCCAUGCAGACAGCUGAACCCCGGAGCAGCAUCAGCAGCACAUAGAGGCAGACAUGUGAACAUGGAUUAGAAAUGUCAACAUGUUCCCGGGAGUUCUCUAUGCACUGCUGGCGGGUUUCCUCGGGGCUGUGGCGUCGUCGUCGGCCAAGCUUUCCCUCGGAGCCGACUAUCUGAAGGGGGUCUGUGAAACCGGACUCCGGACAUGGGGAGAGCAGCGGAGAUUUCGACAACCGGACGAAACUACCGCCUGUGACCGGCUUCACAUCCCUCUGAGGCUGCUGUGUGGCGGACUGCUUUUCACCUGCAAUGCUGUGAUGUGGACCUUUCUUGCCAAAGCACUCAGGUAUUCCUCUUCCUCCACCCGAACCACUGUGACCACCACCGCCUCCAACUUUAUAUCUUCCGCUUUCCUGGGGCAGCUUAUCUUUGGUGAAGCCCAGAUAACAUUGUGGUGGGUUGGGAUCUCCUUGACCUUCUCUGGUCUGUUGGUUCUGCAGAGAGUUUCACCGCAGGAUGGACAUCAGAACACAGCCGCUAAGGACGACUAGUAUGGUCUGGUCUCCACUAGCUCAGCACAGCCUGAUUCCUGCUAGCUGCAGGAUGUGAUGAGGUUUGGUCGGCAUCUCCUUCAAGUUGAACACCUAGCCAAAGAAUUGACAAAUCUCAAAAGUACAUAUGAUGGAUUUGGUUUAUUAAUAACAAGCAAUCAUUUAUUGAUUAAAUCUUGGAUGGAUGUUCCAGAAACAGGAACAUCCAUCAAUUGAUUUUUUCUCUCAACAGAUUGCUUCCUGAUUGACUUAAUUCCUCGUAUAUUUUGUGAAAAGACAAAAUGUUAUUUUAAAAUCAGAGACUAUUCUCCAGGUUAUAGAUUUGGGACAGGCUGGUUCAGCUGUGGCGCAGCAUUGUCUAAGCGUCUUCUAAACUCAGAGGAGAUGUUGGCCUUCACCUCAUCUGACCAUGGUGCAGCUUCACUCUGGUUAGUGGAGACUAGAAACUAAUGGAGGCCCAGAAGCACUUAACUUAUCACUGUCCACAGGCGAACAACAGCGCAAAAACAAUACUAGCUUUAUGUUACUUUUUAGAGGGAAUCUUUCAGUCAACAACAUCACAACAACUCUUGAGCUAAUAGAAAAGAUGUGGGGCAAGGAAAAUGGGUUAAAGGAAUAAUUCAACAUUUUGGGAAAAAUGCACAUUAGCAUGUCAGCUGAGAGGUAGAUUAGAAGAUUGAUACCACUCUCUUAUCGGUAAAUUUAAAGCUGGAAAGCUUAGCUAGAACAAAAUUAGUGGAGGAGGAACACAGCUAGCAUGUCUUGAUCAGGAAGUAACAAAAACAGACAACACUUCUUUUUAAACAAGCUAAAGACCGACCGUUUAACCUUUAGAACCGUUCCUUCUGUCGAGUCAUUGGGCUAAGCUAAGUCUGUUGGCUAGCUGAUAGUGACUGGUUAGCCAAAUGAAUGGAGGAAGGAAACGUGCUAGCUAUCCCCUAGUAUAUAGCCUUUUUUUUUUAUUAGCAUUCUGUCUGUUGGCUGAAGUAUUGUAUUUAAUCGACAGACAUCCGAUUGGUUUUUCAUGUUCUCAUCUAACACUCAGCAAAUGACGAAAAGUGCAUUGCUCAAAAUGUUGAAUGUUUCCUUUAAUGGGAGAGACUGAUAGCAUUAUCUCUAAUAAGAGGACCUGUUUGCAUAUUCACGCACUGAUCCCAAGUCAGUGGUUUAGGAUUUGUUCAUGAGCACCAUAUGCACGUCCACAUCAAUCAGCUUGUGCAUAAUGUAUUGCAGCCAUCAGAUCACCAAAGGUUUUUUAAUUCUCACAUUUCCUUACAAAGACACUCACAGUAAAAAUCCUACACCGCAGCUACACUGACUUUGCAUUUAACGCAUGCACACGAUAAUGCUAGAAAUGGAGCAUUCGCUAAUGAGGUGCAGUUCUAUUACCCAAGUAAUGAUACACUCAAUGUAAUGCUGAAAGGCUCUUCCCUGGUAAGAUCCUGCUGUCUGCCCGGGUCCUUCUUUUCUUUUAAUUUGCCUUUCUUGACAGCCUGAGCCUUAACCUCAGUAUAUGAGCACGACAGAUGUUUGAAGAGGCAGCUUGUCUUCCAUUUCAUCACAGAUGUGUGCAUGAUCUUACUGAGGCCUAAAAUCAAAUAUUUCACACCAAAGCUUCCAAAAAUGGUCAGUCCACAUCUGAGUUAUAUCCCCGCAGAGCUGCUUCAGAUUAUCAAACGUAAAAAAGUGUGACUCAACUGUCUCUCUCUAGCACAGAAGACAUCACAUUGUGUUGGGCUUCACGUGCCCUGCAUUUGCAAUCUCAUAUUAUUCUGUUGCAUGUCAUGGAUAUCAGCCCAUCAUCCAUCAUCUCCAGAUUUCAUAAACACCUGGCUCCUUUAAAAGCUUCCUUCUAGGUCCCUGGAGUUGUCAGUGAGAGUGCAGUAACAUUGUACCUCCUUUAAAUUUCAUAACACUGUGAUGGUGUGUAACAAUAAGGGAGCUUUGAGAGUAAAUAAAUGAGCAUAAGAUAUGACAAUACAUGCUGCUAGAGGGGUGCUUCUGUUAGCAUAAAAAAAGCUAAGUUAGUGAGCAGGGGUUUGCCUGGAUUCUUUAUUGAACAAUAUAUAAGAUCACACUUUACUGGUCCUGGAUACAUAUCAUAAUAUGAAUGCAUAACGGUAGCUAUAAAACCUGUAUGUAAUAUCCCACGACAGCAAUGCACAAAAAUGAUAGAUGUGCCUCUAACUGCUGCUAUGCAGGUUUUGUAUCAUGUUAUUUACAUGCAUCCCUAUAAAUGUGACUGCAGUGACAAUGUGAUUAUAAAGUUCUCAUGUUAAAAGUUGGCUGAGUGAUGUUUCAUAGCAACACUCUACUCACAGACGGUGCCUCAGCAAUGGAGAUCACGCACAACCGAGCAACAACAGCAGCACCAGAUGUGAAUUCAGUUGUUGGUGCCUCCAUGUUUUGGGAUCCUGUGUUUUGCAUUUCUGAAAAGAAUGGUGUAGUUUUGGAGAAAUAACGCUCAUUCAAUUUGUGCCAAGAGUUGGAUUAGACAAUUUAUGCCGCUCACAUAUCUGUACAGUACAGCUAGUGCUAGCAGCUGGUAGGCUAAAGGUACUGCUAACACUAUGGGUAAAAGCUAGCUUGACUCUGUUGAAAGUCAAAACAUCCCAAUCAAGGAACUAAAAAACUCCCAAUUUCACAUGUUAUCAAAUGUUCAUAUUUAAAAUACAAGAUUAACUUGUGACCUAACUAAGGAAGUAUUCCAGUGAAAGAAUCAGUCUUUGGGGAUAAAUGGGGGGAAAUAAAUAUUCAUCGACUUCCUGGACAGAAAUGAGAUGAAACGAUUGAUCCAAUUUCAUGUCUGUUGGAUCGAUGUGAAAUUGAUGUUAGCAGUGGGAUAGCUCAGCUUAGUAUAGCUCUGUUCAAGGGUAAACACUGCUCACUAAUUAGCAAUUUUAGCUAGCACUUGUUUAGUGUGUACAGGAACUGGGGUGAAUAAAAAGACAGUGUCGUUAGUCUGAAUAUCUUGGUCAGUUCGAGUGAUGUCAAGAUUACUUUGAGAGCUUUCCAGACAAUUAGCAAGCAGUUUGUAUGAUAGAGAACCAUUCUUAUUUAUGAGCUCUAGUGUUGUGGACUUCACAUUUUGUUACCCUGUUACCAAUGUUCAAGGCUAUAGCUGUUUCCCUUUUUUGUAGUCCUUCUCCAAGCAAAGCUAAUAUCCUGCUGUGUCUUUAGGUUUGUUUUGACUGGACUGACAUGAAACAAACGUCAAGUGUUGUUUUUAUGGGGUUUAAUUAAAAGCAGACUUUCUGUAUUGGUAGCAGUGGCUAGCAGGGACUAGCUAAGAAGUGGUCUAGUUUAUCACCCCUGUAAAACAUCACUAGACUGUUUUAACACUAGACUUUUGGUAUAUAGAUAACUCAUGUUAUAUGAUAUAGACUUUUCACAUGUUUCUUUAUGAACCUAAAGAAUCUUUUAUUAGCUGUUUUUGUUACUUUUGGCUAUUGGACUGUAUCCCUCCAUCAGAAUGUAUGCUAGGCUAAGGCUAGGCUAAGCUAGCUGGCUGCUGGUUAAAGCUUCCUUUUUAACGCACAGACAUCAGUAGAAGUAUAAGGCGUCUAAUCUAAUUCUCAGCAGAUAAGUGAAUGAGCAUAUUUCCCCCCAAAAGUAAACUAUUCUUUAAUUCUACCUUCCUUUAAUUCCUUGCUUUGGAUUUGCUGUUGAUUUUUUGGUGCCUCACUUUUCUUCUGCUAAAGGCAUGACACGAGGGUAAACCUUCUACCUGUGAAUCCACUCUCACUGUAAAAUAAAAAGUCAGAGCUUUGCAGUAGCCACGUUAAUAGCUCUGUGACAGCGGCAUGGCCUUGAGCGUGAUGUAUUUAUAUACCUGUGCACUGUAUCUGCAGAAGUGUACAGCGAGGUUAGAAAAAUACACCAAAACACCAAAGUAGUAUUAAUGUUCUGCACUGGAAAAAAACAGAAGAGAAAAACAUUUUGCAGGACAUUUUAAGAAUCAUUAAUUUUUUUGACCUUCUAAUGGAAAAGAGAUGUAGCAUUACACUUUGCUGGUACUGUAAAUAAUUUGUGAAUCAAUUGUCAUUCUAAUUUCAAGGAUCCUGCAAGAUUUAACAUUAGGCUAUAAUUUCUUACAGAAAUUGUGUGAUUAGAUAUAUUCAAAUAAAUAUUGCUCUGUUUUGAACCACUCAUCAUGUGUCUUAUAUACAGUAUAUUAUGUGAAAUAAAACAUUUGUAAAGUGUUCAUAUUUUCUGUGAAUAGGACACACUUUUAAGGAUGUGUACAUUUUAAUUUCUGGGGAAAGAAGAUAUCAAAUAAACAUCUCAUCUGACAAAGA
Molecule: messenger RNA, 4973 nt
Organism: Labrus bergylta (ballan wrasse)
Lineage: Eukaryota; Metazoa; Chordata; Actinopteri; Labriformes; Labridae
Product: transmembrane protein 42
Source: RefSeq, a predicted model, not a curated record